This is a messenger RNA of Piliocolobus tephrosceles (Ugandan red Colobus), 1272 nucleotides long. RefSeq names its product C-type lectin domain family 4 member G (gene CLEC4G). The record is from RefSeq and is a predicted model, not a curated record. Lineage: Eukaryota; Metazoa; Chordata; Mammalia; Primates; Cercopithecidae.
AUGGACACCACCAGGUAUAGCAAGUGGGGCGGCAGCUCGGAGGAGAUCCCUGGAGGGCACUGGGGACGCUGGGUGCACUGGAGCCGGAGACCCCUCUUCCUGGCCCUAGCUAUCCUGGUCGCCACAGACCUGUGGGCUGUGAUCCUGAGUAUCCUAUUGUCCAAGGCCUCCACGGAGCGCGCGAAGCUGCUCGGCUACCAGGACCUGCUGAGGACAAACGCCUCCAAGCAGACGGCGGCGCUGGGUGCCCUGAAGGAGGAGGUCGGAGUCUGCCGCAGCUGCUGCUCGCGGACGCAGACGCAGCUGCAGACCACGCGCGCGGAGCUUGGGGAGGCACAGGCAAAGCUGAUGGAGCAGGAGAGCGCCCUGCGGGAACUGCUUGAGCGCGUGACCCAGGGCUUGGCUGAAGCCGGCGGGGACCGCGAGGACGUCCGCCCUGGGCUGUUCCUGGCGCUGGAGGCCGUGAGGCUGCAGAACAGUUCCUGUGAGCCGUGUCCCACGUCGUGGCUGCCCUUCGGGAGCUCCUGCUACUACUUCUCUGUGCGGAAGACCACGUGGGCAGAGGUGCAAGGCCACUGCGCCGAUGCCAGCACACCUGUAGGGGGCCUGGAGGAGCAGGACUUCCUGAGUCAUCACACUAGCGCCCUUGAAUACUGGAUCGGCCGCAAGGCGGUGCAACAUCUGGCGGUGCAACAUCUGUGCAAGGUUCAGGGCUCUUCGUGGGUGGACGGAGUCCCACUCAGCUUCAGCCACUGGUUACAGGGGGAACACAGUGAAUGUUGGGGGUGCGAGGCCUGUGUCAUGAUUCUGGGCAUGGGGCUGUGGAUGGACCCACCAUGUGAUGAGAAGGCUGGCCGGAUCUGUGAGAAGAGGCAUGGUGCUGAACCCGCCCGGUGCUCCAGAGCCAUGCCCAGUGCCCAACGGGGUGCUAUGCACCAUCCCGGCUCCUGGAACCCACUGGCAAUGAUAUUCUUUUCCCCAUCCACCACUGCGAGAACCAAUCGGCCAGGCCCAGCCCUGUCCAGUGCCUGCACUCUGGGACCUCUGCUCUGACCUCAUGGAGACCUAACCUAACCUUCACUGGCUCCAAACUCUCCAUUUCUGGAUCCCAGUGGUCUGACCCCAUCUCUCCUCCUAGCCAAGGUCAGGCAACUGAGGAAUGGAGCUAUUUGGUUUUCCUGCACUUUCCUGCAAAGGGGAGAAUGGUACUUCCUCCAAAGCUCUCUUUGCAGCCUGGGGGAGCAUCAGUAAAGGUUUGAGAAGUGGAUCCAG